ACGACAGGAUGUACUGUCAUCCGAAAACAGAAAGUCAGUAGUUUAGAAACCUUACGUGAUUUGACAGAUAACGACAGUGGAACGAGAUUGUUUCGUGCUUUGCAAACCCUGGUUCCACAUCGAUCGCAACACAAAGUGAAAUAUUUCCACCCCAAGGCACGCUCUACUAAUCCAAUUGCAUGGAAUUACCUUUUCGUACUUCCCCAUGUUGACGAACCAGCUACAACAGCAACGGUUACCAUACCCAUAAUAAGACAGAAAAUGUGGGCUGCUCUCUUCGCCGGUCGCCCAAGCAGAACUUUGCCUCGGCAUCAGCUCAAAUCACCAGAUGAACGGUCUCCUGAUUUGGCAGUACCAACAUUGAAUGAUGCUCCAAGUACAAAAAAACUUAAACUAAUGUCUGGGGUUCCACAUGACACAGAGAAUCACAUUCAGAGCAUGGCGUAUUCAAGCCAAAAAACCAAAAAAGAUCUGGAGACCAAAGAGACAAAUAUGUAUAAAUUUUUCAAGGGUUCAAACUUGCAGACAUCAACUCCUAUUGGAAGCCCAAUUCCAGUUGAUGCCCAACUUUUGAAAGAAAUACCUCGUGGGAACCAGAAUCAAAAAGAUCUGAAAUCUGGCACACAAAAGAAUAAAAUGGAAUUAAAUCAACCUCUCUCAAGCACUGGGCCUGUUGAAGCUGGAUCGAGUUUAAGUCAGUUGGAGAGGCUUAUGGUAGACAGAUUGGGUAGCACUGCUCUCAGUGUUAAACCAAAAGCCAAAGCUUUACACAAAUCUGAAUCUACCCCAACAUUCACUUUCACUCCCAUGGCAACUACUAUUACCACAUCAAGCAAGAAAACUGAAUUUUCAUCAAGCAUCCAUUCAAAAAUCCCCUUUAAACAAAACACACAAGAUUUUACAAAACGAGUUUCCAAUGGAGGUGUUCAGAAAAAUAACUACAGGCCACUGAUGCAAAAGCUUUAUGGAUCCCCAAAACAACACAAAGCUCUGAAAUCUUCUAUACUGAAUAACCAUUCACACUCCUUAGCAAUCCAAAAUUGUGUCAGAAUGGACGAGAAGCUGUCAUACAAAGCUCUUAUUAGUCAAUUUACGACUAAAGUUCCUUCCGGCAGAUUUUCACUUACAUCGUUGGCUUCUACAUCAAGCUGCCAAAAUUCUUCAGCUAUCUUGCAAGAGAAAAUCGGUAGUAAUGAAGCCAAGUCAAUUCAAGCGCAGCUUAAGGCAUCGAGCUUUGUUAUCGACCUGGUCAAUGAGUCGAACUCUUUCCAAAAAGCACCAAUCGCUUCGCCAAUUAACCGGUCUCCCGUUAAAUCCGCUGUUCGGAUCAACUCAUUAGAAGAAGCACUGGCACAGUCUCCUCAAUACGAUUGUCGCUUCAUCUCCGAAAUCAAGUCUCGAUUUAAUAAAAAAGAACGUGAUCGGCAGCGACUACGAGAUGAAGAAGCGAUUCGAUGCAAAGUUUUAGCUGAAAAUCGUGAAGAAUGGGAGAAAGAUUUAGAAAACAGAGUUCGCAAACAAUUGGAGAUUGCCAUCAGACCUGUAAUCGAAGAACCAGAAGUUGAAGAAGUGGUAAUUUUGCCAGAAAUCUCUAGUGACAUGCAUAAUGUCAUUGAGAAAGCUUGGGGUGGCCAUUCGGAAAAUGAGGUCCUGUGCGAUGCGUUCAGUCUUACUAUUACCCGGCGUGAUGUCAAAACUCUUUCUGGACUCAAUUGGCUGAAUGAUCAGGUCAUAAAUUUUUACCUAACCCUCGUCAUGGAGCGCAGCAGCUCCGGUGAUUGGCCCAAAGCCUAUGCCUUCAAUACAUUUUUCUAUCCUAAGUUGAUGAGCUCGGGACAUGGUGGACUCAAGCGAUGGACAAGAAAAGUCGACCUCUUCCAACAGGAUAUCAUUUUGAUUCCCGUCCAUCUAGGGCUCCAUUGGUGUCUAGCGACCGUGUGUCCAAAGGAACAGGCAAUCCGAUAUUACGACAGUAUGGGUGGUCGGAAUCAAGAUUGCCUUAAUGGGCUUAAGCGCUACAUGGAAGCGGAAAGUAUGGACAAAAAGAAGACUUCCCUCGAUACAAGCAAAUGGACACUGGAGUGUAUAGAAGACAUUCCUCAGCAAAUGAACGGCUCUGAUUGUGGCAUGUUUACCUGUAAAUAUGCAGAGUACUUAUCACGGAAGGCCAAAAUUACAUUCGCGCAAAAAGAUAUGCCCUACUUCCGAAAGAGAAUGGUAUACGAAAUUAUCACCCAAAAGCUCAUCAAUCCCUAAACAAAGUAAACGCCCAUCUUAAAGCUCAUCAAUCCCUAAACAAAUUAAUUGCCCAUCUUUUAGAUCACUUCAAUCGGAGGUCUUUCCUUGUUCUUUCUAUCUUAAUUUAUACUUGCUAAUUCGACACUGUCAUGUGCUUAUUUUUGUCUUUCGACAAGAAGGAAGAAAAUAUUAAUGCAGAAUAAAUAUUGCUUUUUUCAGCUA
Molecule: messenger RNA, 2460 nt
Organism: Daphnia pulicaria
Lineage: Eukaryota; Metazoa; Arthropoda; Branchiopoda; Diplostraca; Daphniidae
Product: sentrin-specific protease 1-like
Exons: 7
Coding region: 262-2256 (664 amino acids)
Biological process (GO): protein desumoylation
Cellular component (GO): nucleus
Molecular function (GO): deSUMOylase activity
Source: RefSeq, a predicted model, not a curated record